CCGAUACUACCUCUUCUUCUGCUACGUGUCUCCUCCUCCUUUCUCUAUAUGUAUCCACCUUCAGCAGUUGCUCCUCUUCUUCCUAAAAUCUCUUCCUCUUUCUCUGUGUUAACCAGUUUGUAAUUUGUUUGUUUCCUGUCCUCGGUAGUUAACUUCCCAGAAAGAAAACUAUGGGUCGUCUCUGGACUUUGCUUACCCAUGUUCAUUCGCUAGCUGGGCCAGUGGUGAUGUUGCUGUAUCCCUUAUAUGCGUCGGUGAUGGCUAUAGAGAGCACUUCAAAAGUGGACGAUCAGCAAUGGCUGGCUUACUGGAUCUUAUAUUCAUUCCUCACUCUUACGGAGAUGUUGCUUCAAUCCAUUUUAGAAUGGGUGCCAAUGUGGUAUACAAUGAAACUGUUGCUGGUGACAUGGAUGGUUCUGCCACAAUUCAGAGGAGCAGCUUUCAUAUACGAGAGGUUCGUGAGAGAACAAUUCAAGAAACAGGGAUUGGUUAGAGGAGAUGGUGAACACUCCCAUGCCGGCGCCAGGAACAAGUUUGUGCACUUCGUUCUUCCAAAGAAGGGUGCACAUGAAGCUUACUGAA
Molecule: messenger RNA, 582 nt
Organism: Carica papaya (papaya)
Lineage: Eukaryota; Viridiplantae; Streptophyta; Magnoliopsida; Brassicales; Caricaceae
Gene: HVA22E
Product: HVA22 homolog E
Source: RefSeq, a predicted model, not a curated record